AUGUCUCCUCCCGGUUCCCUUUACGUCACGAUGCAGCCCAAGCCUGGGCUGUCUCUAGACCAAUUCCAUGAAUGGUAUAACAACGAGCACGGCCCAACCCGUCUGCGCAUUCCUCAGAUCUUCGCCAACGGUCUUCGAUAUAAGGCAACUGAUAGUCAGGAGCCUGAAUACCUCGCCUCGUAUGAUGUGACGGACAUGUCACUGCUCGAAACCGAGACGUACCUCACACUGCGUGCAAACCGAUCUCCUCGAGAAGCCGAGACCAUUGGGCAAGUCGACGUCAAGCGAUAUUUCUGGGACUUGGUUCACACCCACGCAUCCUCGCAGUUUACGCCUUUCGAGAAGUUGUCGGACGAGCAGGCCGAAGGUCACCAGCUUACUGCCGUCACAAUUGACCUGAACGACACCGAGGGAGCUGAAGAGGGCUAUCAAAAGUGGUUAGUCGAGGAGCACGUCCCCAUGUUGGCCAAGAUCCCAGGGUGGUUGCGCUCUCGAGUCUUCAAGACUUCGUAUCUUGAGGGACAGGCCAAGACCACCUUCCUUGCGCUUCAUGAAUAUGCUAAGGAGAAUGGCCAAGGUGGAGAGGCGCACAAGGCGUCCAUGGAUACUCCUUGGCGCACCGAAAUCUUUGACAAGUUUGUCGCUUCUAAAGGACGACGAACAUACUCGCUGUUCUAUGUCUUUGGUCCAGCUCCCCGGGAGCUCCAUUCUCUAUCGAAGCUUCCAUCCACAGCUGCUUUUACCUCGCCUGAUUCCAGGCAGUCAACGACACCUGGGCCCAACGCUGCUAUUGACUCAUUUAUUACAACCUCAGAUUCUUUGAAUAUCCCCUUUCGCUUGGAGGGUAACCCCGAUCCCAAGGCUCCCACUGUCGCAUUCUGCAAUUCGCUUUUGACUUCAUUGCACAUGUGGGACCCUUUUGUGGAAAUCCUCAAGCGCGAGCGACCUGAUCUGCGUAUUCUCCGAUAUGAUACCCGUGGCCGACAUGCCGUACCUCAACCUCCUGUUGCCGCCACCAUUGACCAAUUAGCCGAUGAUCUGAAGACUGUGCUUGAUGCUUUCCGUAUCACAAAACUUCACACACUCAUCGGUGUUUCAAUGGGCGGCGUUACUACCCUAAACUUCGCCAUCAAGUAUCCCGAGCUGCUCCAGCAGUUCGUCGCUUGCGACUUCAACCCCACGUCAAGCGACGCAAACACACAGGCUUGGAAGGACCGCACAGCUAUGGCUGAGGAAGACGGCGGUAAGGGAAUUAAGAAGCUUGCUGAACAAACCGUGCAGCGCUGGUUCCACCCCUCCACCAAUGCCGAGACUGUCAAGUGGAUGGUUGAUAUGGUGGCUACCAACAAUGUUGAGGGCUUCAAGUACAGCAACACAGCUCUAUGGAACUACGAUCUCAAGCCCAAAAUGGGCGGAUGCAAGGUCCGCGGUUUGUUUGUGGCCGGAGAGGAGGAUGCGAAGGGUGCUCUUCCCAAGGCUAUGGAUGCGAGCAGAGGACUUCUCGGAGAUAAGGGCGCUGAACUGAAGCUCGUUCCUCAAACCGGUCACUUGCCCAUGUCUGAGAACCCUCAGGCUUUCUGGGAGGCUAUUAAGGAAUUCUUGUAA
Molecule: messenger RNA, 1605 nt
Organism: Fusarium coffeatum
Lineage: Eukaryota; Fungi; Ascomycota; Sordariomycetes; Hypocreales; Nectriaceae
Exons: 1
Coding region: 1-1605 (534 amino acids)
Source: RefSeq, a predicted model, not a curated record